AUGCAAGCCGUCAAUCGUCUCAUCUUUGGCCCCUCCCCGGAAGAAAAGGUCCGCAAAUGGCAACAGCAACUGAAACAACAAUCGCGCUCGUUGGACCGCGAGAUCCGACAACUCGACACCGCGUCCAACAAGGUCAAACAGCAAGUACGCAAGUUGGCCACCCAGGGCGAUUUCAAGAAUGCAAAGCUGUUGGCGAGGGAGGUCGUCAGGAGCAACAAGCAAAAGGAUCGCUUGCAUACCAGUCAAGCGAGGUUGAACUCGAUCAAUAUGCAGUUGACCCAUCAGCUCGGUCGGUCAGCCAGCCUCGUCCAGCCUGGCCGACCAUUCACUUGGAUCACUGACCCGCUUAUUCAUCCCGCAGCGACGGUCAAGAUCACCGGCACCCUACAAAAGUCGACCGAGAUCAUGAAGCUGUCGAACCAACUCAUCUCGCAACCCCAACUCUCGGCGACGAUGCGCGCCAUGUCGCAAGAGAUGAUGAAGGCCGGCAUCAUGCAAGAGAUGAUGGACGACACCCUCGACGCCAUCGACGACGACGAGGAAGAGCUGGAGGAGGAGGCGCAGGAAGAGGUCGACAAGAUGCUGUGGCAGAUCACCGAUGGAAAAUUGGGCCAGGCGAAUGGCAAACUCGGCACAUUACCUGUCCGUUCCCACUUCCUCCUAGCGUGCAGCGUACCGAAAAGAACACUGACCCCAUGAUUUUCCACAGCAAAAGACGGGUCCAACACCGGAAGAGAUACAAAAGGACGAAGAGAUGGAACGAGCGAUCGCCGGCCUACUCGCCUAG
Microbotryum saponariae is the source of this 787-nucleotide messenger RNA. The record is from the annotation of a GenBank genome assembly. Lineage: Eukaryota; Fungi; Basidiomycota; Microbotryomycetes; Microbotryales; Microbotryaceae.